AUGACCAUCCCUCUCUCCCUCUGGGUAGAUACUCUCUCUCUCCAUGUUGGCCUGAGAGGUAUAUUUCCUUCCUUACUCUUUUUUUCUGCUCUCUCCUCCUCCUCCUUACUCUUUUUUUCUGCUCUCUCCUCCUCCUCCUUACUCUUUUUUUCUGCUCUCCUCCUCCUCCUUACUCUUUUUUUCUCUGCUCUCCUCCUCCUCCUUACUCUUUUUUUUUCUGCUCUCUCCUCCUCCUCCUUACUCUUUUUUUCUGCUCUCUCCUCCUCCUCCUUACUCUUUUUUUCUGCUCUCUCCUCCUCCUCCUUACUCUUUUUUUCUGCUCUCUCCUCCUCCUCCUUACUCUUUUUUUCUGCUCUCUCCUCCUCCUCCUUACUCUUUUUUCUGCUCUCUUCUCCUCCUCCUUACUCUUUUUUUCUGCUCUCUCCUCCUCCUCCUUACUCUUUUUUUCUGCUCUCUCCUCCUCCUCACUCUUUUUUUCUGCUCUCUCCUCCUCCUCCACACUCUUUUUUUCUGCUCUCUCUCUCUCCUCCUCCACACUCUUUUUUUCUGCUCUCUCUCUCCUCCUCACUGUCCUUGUUAGACUUAGGUAAGUUUUCUCUCUUUCCCAUUCUGUCUCCUUUAGGCAUGUUUCAUUUCUCACCCUCAUAG
Acanthosepion pharaonis is the source of this 648-nucleotide messenger RNA. The record is from the annotation of a GenBank genome assembly. NCBI's taxonomy places the organism in Eukaryota, Metazoa, Mollusca, Cephalopoda, Sepiida, Sepiidae.